AUUUUUGUACAAGGUGGCGCAACUAUCUCCUCACCCUCUUCUGGCCAAGCUUCACGAACUGUCUGAUCUAACUAGAUCUUCUAAAUAUUGGCAAAUCAAAGAUAUACCCUGCAUUCUUAAAAGUUACCACAAAUUUAUCAAAAUCAAUUCUCCCGUUUUCCAAUGCGCUAAAAAUCCCCUUUUUUCUUGUCUUUAUGAUGUAAUAAUAUUUAAACCUGAGAUAAUCUUGGACUUUGGUAUUUACAAAGAUUCCCCUGCUGCAGACAAACAGUUUAAUAAGGCCUUGGCUAAGGACUGGCAGGGCUGGUUGACUAUGUAUACGGAUGCUUCCAAGCUGGCUGCUGAUGGUUGUGUCGGUGCGGCUGUAUGGAUCCCAAAAUAUGAAAUUAUUCUGAACUGUAAAUGCCCAUCUCAGGCAUCAAUAUUCACAGGAGAAUCUACUGCCCUACUUGAAGCUCUCAGUUAUGUUGAAUCUCACAAACUGAACAAAAGUAUAAUUUUUUCAGACUCAAAAAGCUGUUUACAGGCUAUUCUGGCAAACCAAUUUGUUAGUAAAAGUAAAUUCCAUAAUAUCCUGAAGAUCAAGGAGGUCUUGUAUCAAUGCCAUAGUAAUAACAUUCAGGUUGUAUUGGCGUGGAUUCCAGGUCAUAGCGGGAUCCAAGGCAAUGAAACCGUAGACAUACUGGCGAAAAACGCUAUCCAAACAGGUUGCCUUAAUCAUUAUAGGACAUAUACCUAUGACCUCCUGCCUUUAGCUACCAAUGAUAUGUUUUCCUCAUGGAGCAAUGAGUGGAAUAAAAUCAAGCUUAUCAAGGGCAAGUACUAUGCUGAUAUCCAAAUAAGUAUCCCCAAAAAACCUUGGUUUUUUAACCUUAAAAGAUUCAGUAAAUCUGUAACUUCUACGAUAUGCCGACUUCGCCUUGGUCAUGCCUGCACCCCGGUCCAUCUGGCAAAACUUAGAAUACGGGAUAACUCAAUUUGUGAAUGUGGCCUAGAUGAAGAAUUGGAAUAGACUAAAGAGCAGCGUUAAAUGUUUAAACAUUGGAAAAUAAAUAAAAGUGUAACUCCCAUGACUGACUAGACAUUGGCAAAAUUCUAAAAGAGAAGCCAUCCUUCUUUUUAAAAAUAGAAUAGAA
Messenger RNA from Hyposmocoma kahamanoa, 1136 nucleotides. RefSeq lists its product as uncharacterized. The transcript is spliced from 2 exons. NCBI's taxonomy places the organism in Eukaryota, Metazoa, Arthropoda, Insecta, Lepidoptera, Cosmopterigidae. Gene Ontology annotation, biological process: DNA replication, removal of RNA primer. The record is from RefSeq and is a predicted model, not a curated record. The coding region runs from base 314 to 1012 and encodes 232 amino acids. Gene Ontology annotation, molecular function: nucleic acid binding; RNA-DNA hybrid ribonuclease activity.